UGUCUGUUUAGGAAGCAUUUCACAUCCUAGUAUUUGUGCGGGCGGUCGGGUUAAAUGGUUUAAGGGAAGCACGCGCCCUUCCUCACGGGGAAUAUGAGCGGAUCUGGACUCGCUCUGCUCUUGUCUACUGGCAGAUGCUAUGAAUAAAGAUUAGAGAUUUGAAUCUCCUCACUCACAGCUGGAAACGGAGGCGACGACGACGAGUAGGAAAACACAAACAAAAAUGGAGGCUGGCGGCAGGGUUUGCGUGUCAACCGGCCAAAAAUGAUCUGCCUGUCCAAACGGACAGACUCCGUAGCCUUUUCACUGUCGGUCCUCUGUAUUUUCAGCCCUUUACCAGUGCAUUCGAAGCCAAAGACACUGGCAUGGAACCUGCCCUUUCCCCCGAGGAGCCCAGUGAGCAGAAGAGGGUGCACAUCCGAGGGUCCGAGUUGGUAGAAAACUACACGGUUUACAUUAUAGAAGUAGAGGUUGGCAAACAUCGGUGGACAGUCAAACACCGAUACAGUGAUUUUCAUGAUCUACAUGAAAAGCUCACAGUUGAAAGAAAGAUAGACAAAAAUCUUCUACCACCAAAGAAAAUUAUUGGCAAAAAUUCCAAAAGUCUGGUUGAAAAACGAGAAAAAGAACUUGAAGUUUAUCUCCAGACCUUAUUGGCUAAAUUUCCAUUGGCUGCACCUAAAGUCUUAUCAUAUUUUCUACAUUUCCAUCUGUAUGAAAUCAAUGGGAUUACAGCUGCACUUGCAGAAGAGCUUUUUCAUAAAGGAGAGCAGUUGCUGGCUGCAGGGGAGGUAUUCUGCCUCAGGCCCCUUCAGUUGUAUGCCAUUGCUCAGCAGUUACGUCUGGCCAAGCCAACUUGUGCAAAUGGUGAUGCAAGAGCUGACUUGGGGCACAUACUGGAUUUUACAUGCAGGUUGAAGUAUUUAAAGAUUAGUGGAACCCAAGGCUCACUGGGCAGCAGCAAUAUUAAUGAACUUCAGCUUCCUUUUGAUUUAUCAAUAUUUAAGUCUCUUCUUCACAUAGAGAUAAAUCAGUGUGAUGGAAAGCAAAUACAAGGACUCCCUUACUUAAAACCGACUCUGGCAACAAUGAGUGUGCAUCAUACUACAUCUUCUAUGAAGGAUAUACUUGUUCCAGAAGCAUUUGAUUUUGAGAAAUGGGAGCCUGAAGGUGUGAACUCAGACAGCCAGGUGUUGGCCAUUAUACCAACUUGGAAAACAUUAACUACGCUGGACAUGAGUCAUAAUUUUAUAUCCUCAAUUGACGAGUCAGUGAAACUGAUUCCUAAAGUUGAGUUCUUGGAUUUGAGUCAUAAUGGGCUGUCCCGUGUGGAAAACUUACAACAUUUAUACAACUUGAUUCAUUUGGACCUGUCCUAUAACAAGCUCUCAUUAUUGGAAUCCUUGCACACCAAACUUGGCAAUAUCAAAACACUCAAUCUUUCAGGCAACCUUUUAGAAAGCUUGUCUGGUCUAAAUAAACUUUACUCUCUUGUUAACUUGGAUUUAACGCACAAUAAACUGGCACAGUUGGAAGAAAUUAAGAACAUUGGCAGCUUACCUUGUUUAGAGAAGUUGUCUCUGUCUAGCAACCCUUUGAGUAUCAUUCCUGAUUACAGAACCAAAGUGCUAGCACAGUUUUGGGACCGUGCAUCAGAGGUUUGCUUGGAUGGCAUUGCUACAACAGAGAAAGAGCUUGACACAGUUGAAGUGCUGAAAGCCAUUCAGAAAGCCAAAGAAGCUAAAGAUCGAAUGAACAAUGCAGACAAGAAGAUCAGUGAGGACACCAGGCCUCCUCCUGCCAGUCUCAAAGCCAGCUGUUCCUCCUCUCUUCCUGCUCGGCCUUCCUCUCCUUCUCUGUCCCAACAUGCCAGCUCCAGCCAAGAAGUAACAUAUAGAAAUGCAGCUCAGCCCCGCAUUGACAAAUCGACUCCUAUGGAUUCAACAAUUACCCAGAGAUGCUCCAAUAUUGUAGCAGCUUCCUGUGAAGAUACACAGCAGAUUAUAAAUUCAUCCAGUUUGAUCUCUCAGAACAAGAGUUGCUGCUACUGUUGCACAGAGGCAAAACACAGGAACUGGGCCGAUAUGAACAUGACCAUAGUGCUUCCUUUCUCUUGUGUUUCUUGCACUGAGACUAAUGUUGACUUCACUACUCAUUUAUCAGCUUUGGUCAGCAGGGCCACAAAAGCACAACAAAGCACAUCCAAAAGUGAUAAGCACACAGAACCAGUGAAAGAAAGUAGACACCCACCAUUAGGUGAUGGCUAUUUUGAAAUGACAUUGGACGAGGAGGUAAAAAAUCCCACUUUCACUCUUGCUUCUGAGGUCCAGGUGGAAAAUCCCUCAGGGAGAGACCAGCAUCAUAUCAACAAGAUGUUUUGGAUUUUCUGCAUUCAGGUUGAUAAAGACCAUAAGCAGUUUGUAACUUGUGUUGUGUUUUUGGAUAACUUACUAGCCAUCUUUCAAGUCCCUCAAACGGACCUCACAGGACACAUCCAGAGAGCCUGUGUUGAUAUGGAAGCCAUACUUACAGUUCCCUAUUCAGAUAUAGAGGGAUUUGGUUUUGACAUUCCAGAAGUAUGUAUCUCCUUAAAGUUGAAAGCAUGUGAAACACGCUGGUUUUUUCUUACUGACUCACAGAAUUCAGCAGAACUUUUCUCUUAUUUGACGAGGUUUGCAUCAACAGCAAAUAAAUGUAGUCUUUUUCCAGAUUAUAUGGGUCCCAAAUUGCAAGACUUGAUCAAUCAGCUCCUUGAGGUGAAUCAGCUGACUGACAACAGCUCAAGUGUUAAAGCAGUCUUUGUAGCUUAUCUUCUGAAUACUGAGGAGCUCAACAGUUGUACUAAGCAAGCUACAUGUAUAUCUAAUGUCUCUUCAAGCCCAGGAAAAGAAACAUCUUUUUCAAACAUUUUUUCUCUCUUAUUGCAGUCCAAUACACAGAAACAAUUUUUGUAUGUUCCCUGCCUGCUUAUACUGACACUUAAUUACUUUUAUGUCAUUAGAGUGGAUUUUGUGGCCCUGGCAAAUAAAACCUCUGCAAUUAACAAGACCAACUGCUGGAAAUUUACCCAGAUUCCUCUGGCUUCGAUUCUACAGUCACCCAAACAAGAAUGUAGCUCACGUCCAUCUUCUCCACCGUGCACCGGAGCAUUCAGAGAUCGCUAUGUUGUUGAACUCAUGACUGGCUACAAGUUUGUCACUGCUGUCUUCCUCCUUCCUCAAGACAAAUUUCUUUUUCUAAGACUCUUCAGUCAGCUCAGAGCCAGCUUGCAGGAUGUAAAGACAAUAGCAUUCUCCACAACGAGAAAAUGCCACAGACCAAUAAAGAACUAUACUCUAGCUUCUGUGAUGACUCAAAGAACCCCUGAUAGCAGCCCUCAGGGUUUUUCCAGGCCACAUUUAACCCUUUCAUUGCUGUACCCCUCUGAUCCCUUGAUACAGAAACUUACUGAAGAGAAUCAUUGUCCAUUUCAUCUCCAGGUGUCCCCAUCUCUUGAUUUCCUGACAGGUCUGAAAGGAGUUGAAUUGGUUGAGUUCUUCUAUAGCAGUAUUGCAGAGGUUGAGAAUGAAGAGUUAAGGCACCUGAUAUGGUCUGCAGUGGUGUUUUAUAAAUACCCUGAUGUUGAAAUGACUGCCUGCAUCAUGCUAUCCACAAAAGCUGUAUAUUUUAUCCUGGCUGAUUCUGCAGCUGAACUCAACGAUCAAACUUUAGUUUGGAACAGUGUAGCUGAUGGAGAGAAACAAGAUUUUCACCUAUCAUAUUGCCUUGUAAUAAAGCUGAAUGAGCUCCAGUCAGUCAGUGUUGGCCUUUUUGACCAGUACUUCAGGAUUACAGGAACCUCAGCAGGUCAUAUCAUUUCCUGUUUGUCCAGAGACAGCUAUGCUACACAUUUGUUUAUUCAGCAGCUUAUGGCUGUCCUCUCAUUAUUAGAAAAGACCCCAUCCCCUGAGCCGGCUGAGCAAGACUUUUAUACAGAGUUUAGCAAAAAAAGUACAGGUAAAAUGGAAAACUAUGAGCUAGUUCAUUCAAGCAGGGUAAAGUUCAUCUAUCCCAGUGAGGACGAAAUUGGCAACUUGACAUAUAUUGUUGCAGAGAAAACAGGAGAACUGUCCAAUCUUCUGUCCUGUAACAUUCUCCUUUAUGUCCUGGUGUUUCAAGUGUGCCAUUUCAAAAGUACAGCACUCGAAAACCAGCCUGUAUUACACGCCAAAACAUUAAUUCUUACCAGCACUUACAUGUUUCUCUUUGAUGAGGAUUAUGUCAGCUAUCCACUGCCCGACUUUGCAAAGGAGCCUCCGCAAAAAGAAAAAUACCAGCUGACAGACGCCAGAAGGAUUCGAGACCUUGAUCGGGUGUUAAUGGGCUACCAGCCAUAUCCACAGGCACUUACCUUUGUAUUUGAUGAUGUCCAGAGCCCAGAUCUUUUAUGUGGAUUAACAAUGGAUCACUUUGCUGAUGAGCAGAUUAGCAGCAUGAAAGCUGGAAGUGGGAAUGACACAACCAACCAGGAGAUCCAAUGGUGUGUUUUUGUACCAGGUGCGGACAGUCGAGAAAAACUCAUUUCUCUUCUGGCACGGCAAUGGGAGAUCCUUUGCAGCAGAGAACUUCCUGUAGAACUGACUGGCUAAUGAGAAUCAAAGACAGUAAUGAACACCUACCCCUGUCCAAGUUUUGACAGAAAGCAAACACAUGUAUUGUACUUGUAUAUAGUAUCCUUGCACAGAGCAUCCUGGGAAAUUGUGUUUAAAACCAAAGGAGUCUAAAAUGUACAAAUCUUUUCACCUAACAUUCUUGUCUGAAAAUGUAUUGGUAAUAAAUAGGAUCUUUAUUGUUUAAUUGACGUUUUCUUCGGUGACGCAUGCUAUGUGUCCUUGUGAACUUUUUUCUGUAUUUGUAUCAAAUGUGCAAUUAAGAAAUAUGCAAAUUGUGCAAUUUAAUUUGUGGGAGAAAUUAAGUCGGUCUUAUAGACCCUUUUAAACUGUUUAGUUUGUUCGUUUUAAUUCACAUGUACUUGUUUUAGCUUUAAAUGUUUCAUCUGAAUAAGGGUAAGGAGGAAAAUAAACAUGCUAUAUUAAGUAUGCUA
Messenger RNA from Erpetoichthys calabaricus (reedfish), 5083 nucleotides. It is a transcript of the gene nisch, whose product is annotated as nischarin. The record is from RefSeq and is a predicted model, not a curated record. Gene Ontology annotation, molecular function: phosphatidylinositol binding; integrin binding; protein kinase binding. Gene Ontology annotation, cellular component: cytoplasm. NCBI's taxonomy places the organism in Eukaryota, Metazoa, Chordata, Cladistia, Polypteriformes, Polypteridae.